UACGUAUGUGCCUCAAUUUAGAUGUGAAUAUAACAUAGCGCAAUCAACUGUAAUUACAUUAUUAUAUCAUAAAAUGGGAGCACAACAAUCAUCCAUAUCUCAUUUGUCAAGCAACGAACUAUUGCAAUGCUUUGUUAAACCUAUUCGCAUUGAUAGAGAAGAUGAGUUUUGGACGGAUCUUGUUACCUAUAACCUUGUUAUCCCAAGUUCCAAAUCUGACUGCAAGUUAUUAAAAGAAAACAUACUAUCAUUAUGUAGCUCACUUGUAACUGGAAACAAGGCGAGUGGAAACUUUACAACACUUGCUUGUAUUGCCAUAUUUUAUAUACGAGAAAUGAUGACAAAUUCAGAUUCUAUAGAUGCAACCCUGUAUCAAAAAUGUCAAAAUGUUUUGUUUAUUAUACAAUGCUGUUGUGAAUACUUCAUUGAAAAUUUAUCAGAAGACGAAAUAAUUGCAAACUUUAACACAUUACCUUCAUUUGAUGGACAGCCAACCAUACUUGAAGAAUUUUUAUUGGCAUUAUCAGAAGUUAUUUCAUUUCUUGAAGUGACUGAAACGUCAUACUACAUGCAUCUAGAAGCUGUAACAAUUUACCUCAUCUUACUGUGUUCAAGAAUGUACGAGCCACAAGUAAACAACAAUAGCAAGAUAUAUUUGAUCUUCAUGAACAGUAAAUGUUCUUCCAAUGCAACAAUGGUGGUACGAACAUUGUUUCACAACUAUAUUAAAGAUGAAGAUGUUCCUCCACAUGACCAAGGUCUUGUUGGUUGGGCUGCAUCUGGCAUAUGGUCUUUACUUGGUGGUGGCAGUGUCAGCAAGACCAAUGCAAAACAAGAUACAACGCUUCAUAACCAAUUGAGCCCUUUGUCUAGUCAUAGCUUGUUAUUGUUGCUUGUGUUUUCAUUCCAAUUUACCAAAGAACAUAAUCCAUAUCGAGCAGCUGUAUUUCAAUGUAAACCAGGCCGAAAGACUGAAGCUGAGAAUGUGGAUCAAGAACGUUCAUUUCCAUUGAAUUUCAAAAGACUGUACAACGCUAUUUCAAGAGACCUACACAAUGAUGAAACUGUUCUUCUUCUCUAUCUAAUGCUACAUAAGAAUCAAUCAUUUCUACGAUAUGCUUUGCGCAGGAAAGAUUUGCCCAACCUUGUCAUUCCAAUCCUUGAAGUACUAUACAAUGCUGAACACAAAAAUGCGCAUCACAUCUACAUGUCGCUGAUAGUUGUACUCAUCUUCACUCAAGAAGAUGAUUUUAAUGCAGCCGUGCAUCAAAUUCCCACCACUAACGUCACAUGGUAUAAAGAGAAGAAAUUGACGGAUAUAUCGCUUGGCAGUCUCCUUGUGUUGAUAGUUCUUCGAACGAUACAAUAUAAUAUGGCCAAAAUGAGGGAUAAAUACCUGCACACAAAUUGUUUAGCAUCGUUAGCUAACAUGUCAAGCACGUUCAAAUCACUUCACUCAGCAGUUACGCAGAAAUUUAUUUCAUUAUUUCAGCAGUUGACAAAACGACAUUCAAAACUUUCUGAAAAAUUAAAGCAGCAAGACUCUAGUCAUGAAGAGGAGCUUGCGGAUCUAGCAGUUCUGGAAGAAAUCAUCCACAUGAUGAUCGAAAUAUUAAAUGCUUGUUUGUGCAAUAACAUGGAAGAAAAUUCAAAUCUAGUACAUGCUUUACUACGCAACAAAGAACUGUUUCAGACUUUCCACACCAAUCCAAGAUUUCAAGAUAUCAUACAGAAUGUAGAUAGUAUCAUGACGUAUUUUGGGUCACGUGUUGACGAACAUUCGCAUGUGGACAGCGCAGAACAGAUUGUAGCAAUCAUACAAGAAGCUACUUUCAACUGGCCGAGAGACCAAAUCAAGAAGUUUCCUCAACUCAAGUUCAAGUAUAUGGAAGAAGAAGCAGCCGAAGAAUUUUUCAUCCCUUACAUAUGGUCUAUAGUAUACAGAACGUCGUAUCUUCAUUGGAACAAUAAUAAAAUUACUUUGUUUCACGUGAAUCCAACUUAAAAAUGACGUCAACAUCGGUAGAAAUAAAUUUUGUGCUUCAAAAGAAUUCGGAAUAGGUAGAGCGAACAUUCGAAUAUUUGAACUAUAUGUGAAAGUGUAUAUAUACGUACAACGCGCUUGUUUGAAUUCGAAAUUAGAAAAUCAAUGAAUUAGUACACAGGGUGUCCAGUGCGCGGAGAGCCUAAUAGAUUUGAAAUAAUCAGGGACUUUUUUUACUUAUCGAAAACUCUGGAGAAACUCUAACAUUUGCCGUAUACUCUCUGUCUGUUCGCAAGAAGAAACGUCGUACUACGGAAACACGAAAUGCAAUAUUUUAAGGACGGGCAAACCCGUGGGUUUAAUCAAGUUCUAUCGUCUAGUCGGGCGAAAACUUUUUGAUCAGUGUUUAUUACGAAUGUUGACUAACUUCUGCAAUUUUGUUGCUGUCAAUUAAACAACAUCCGCUCAGGUGUUGAAUUUUAGAAAUUAAAAAAGAAAAAAAAGGAAAAAAAUUCUCUCGUUUGGCUUUAGGAGGUUUUAGAAACCGAUUUGGGUGAAAAAAACUCUUCCGUGAUAUUUUGUGGGAAAAAAUCCGUUAUGUGAUAAAUUUAUAAAAGUACGUAUUAUCAACUGGUAUGGUAACUGCGAGAAUAGGCACAGGAUAGUGGUCAGUGUUUGGAUUCCUUGAGAGACUUAAUUUUUUAGUUUCUAGUAAAUUAUAACGUUAAUUGAGUGUUAUCGUUAAAUUACAAAAACUUGCUUAUGCUUUGAAGUCUACUUGCAUUUUUCUCAAAUUUUGCUGUUGUUGUUUUUAUUUGGUUGUAGUUUGUACGUAGGUUGGUUGCAGCUUAUUUCGACCUAUCGAGCGCCAUAACUGUUUUAAUAAACGCCUGGAGGCUUAAUUAAGUUUUAAAAUUUUUAGUGAACCUGGAGACAUAUUAUCGAUAGAGGUGUUUAUUUGAGCAUUUACGGACAACUUUUGAUUACUGCUUGCGGAAUAAAUAUAAUGAAGUUUUAUAUAUACGCUUUUUUAGAAGGAUGUCAGGUUGAGAUUUAAAGUAAAAAUAAUAGGUCUUGAUAGAAUUUUAGUAUUCUUAUAAAAAUGCCUAUAUUUGGGAAACAAUUCGGAAUUUUAUCUUUUUCACUUAUUUUUAUAAUUUUUACUUAGAGCUGGUUAGAAGAUUUGCAUCCAUAUUAUCUUUUUUUAUCUACGUAAACGAAAUAGAUUUCUCUAGUUUGUAAUUCACCUAAGUGGAGAUUUUUAGUGCAUCCGAAAAAAAUUACUUUAUUUAGUGGUUGGAAUUUUUCAGGCUUUUUCGCUGAUAUGCACGAAGCGAAUGGAAUGUCAAAUGAAAGACAAAAUUGGAGUCCUUUUUUAUAAAAAAAAGCGGCUUGAGGAAAUUUUAUCUGCUGGUUUUUGCGGUAUCGAAAGAGAUAGCCUUGAAUAUUUUUCUUGUGUCCCAAUGUAAUAAGAUCAACAGGAGGUAAAGUGAAAAAGCUUUGUUAUAUUUCUUAUUUUCACAAGAUUCUUACUUAUCCACGAUUACAUUUAUUGCAAACAUACGAAAUUUGUGGGUAACCGAGAAUGGUUUCUUUAGUUAUUUGGAUUAUUUAAGGCGCUGUUUACAUCGCUGUUUACAUUUUCGGUUUUUAUCAUUGUUGUAAUUAUUCCUAAUGUUGUAUUUAUAUCUUGCGUUGGAAUAUAUGCAUCAAUUAUGUAUAAACUGUUUCUAUACGCUACAAACUUUCCAUCUAUAUCAGAAACAAAAAAAGAUAUUCUACACCUAAUAAA
Hydractinia symbiolongicarpus is the source of this 3776-nucleotide messenger RNA. RefSeq names its product dymeclin-like. Bases 74 to 2005 code for a protein of 643 amino acids. Gene Ontology annotation, cellular component: Golgi apparatus. Gene Ontology annotation, biological process: Golgi organization. NCBI's taxonomy places the organism in Eukaryota, Metazoa, Cnidaria, Hydrozoa, Anthoathecata, Hydractiniidae. The transcript is spliced from 17 exons. The record is from RefSeq and is a predicted model, not a curated record.